This is a messenger RNA of Danaus plexippus (monarch butterfly), 1015 nucleotides long. RefSeq names its product meso-2,3-butanediol dehydrogenase-like. NCBI's taxonomy places the organism in Eukaryota, Metazoa, Arthropoda, Insecta, Lepidoptera, Nymphalidae. The record is from RefSeq and is a predicted model, not a curated record. Gene Ontology annotation, molecular function: oxidoreductase activity.
UAGUAAUUACCACUAUUUAAGUAUUUAACUAUUUAGUCUUUACUGCAAAGUGGUAGGUAGCAGAUUACUCAGUAGCAAGUCAAGCUAGCUGACGGAAACAGAUUUGUGAUUUAGGAAUCGUGAAGAGAUCUACCUAAAAGGUAUCAUGUUCACAAAUAAAGUUGUUAUUGUCACUGGUGCUAGUUCUGGAAUUGGGGAGGAAACUGCAGUUGAGUUUUCAAAACAAGCUGCUACUGUUGUUAUAACAGGGAGAAACAAGGAAAAACUAGAAAAAGUUUUUUCAAGGUGUCAAGAUGUUUCUCCGCUUAAGAUGAAACCUUUACUAAUAAUUGCUGAUUUAAAUAAUGAACAUGAUGUGGAGACUAUAAUUAACACAAUAUGUAAUUUUAAGAAGAUUGAUGUUUUGGUCAACAAUGCUGGUGUUUUGGAAGCUGGUACUAUAGAAAAUACUUCACUAGAGCAAUAUGACAGAGUUAUGAAUACAAAUGUUCGCAGUCAAUAUCAUUUGACAAUGCUGGCCGUUCCGCAUCUUAUAAAAACUAAAGGGAACAUUGUGAAUGUUUCCAGUGUAACUGGAAUGAGGUCAUUUCCUAAUUGUCUCGCCUACUGCAUGUCUAAAGCUGCAUUGGAUCAAUUCACUAGAUGCAUUGCUCUCGAGCUAGCACCAAAGGGAGUAAGGGUCAAUGCUGUAAAUCCUGGUGUUAUAAGAACAGGCCUACACAAGAAAGGGGGUAUGAGUGAAGAGGAAUAUGAGGCGUUUUUGAAUAAGUGUGCACAAACACAUGCUCUGGGUAGACCUGGUGAAGCAAGUGAAGUUUCAGCAGUGAUUGCUUUUCUGGCUGGUGAUGGAGCAAGCAACAUAACCGGAGCCUCACUGCCUAUUGAUGGUGGUCGUCAUGCGAUGUGUCCAAGAUAAUUUUUGCGUUUGAUUCAUUCAUUCGUUCAUUCAAUUAAUACUCAUUUAAUAAAUUUAUACCCUACAAUACUUAUUUUGGCAAUAUAAUGUAUUUUAAAA